AUGCGGCUGUUCUUAAGCCCCAGAUAUCCGCACGAAGAGACGCUUAGGAGGUACCACGUGGCAACCGGUCUAACGGUGUGUUCGUAUCUCGAGAGAUAUAGUUUCUUCAACCGUACUAAAGCUAACGCUGCCUUCGUGGCUUCUGUCUUCGGCGAUUACUUGAACGCCACCGGCGCUCCGGGGUGGUACUGCGGCGGCGACUUUUUGAGGACUGACAUGGAGUAUAUUUUGGGAGCGAAUCCGAUGAACACAAGCUACGUGGUGGGUUACGGGGCGAAAUUCCCGAGACAAGUGUACCACCGCGGCGCAUCCAUCCCUCCGAACACGAACGAUUCCUGCAGAGAGGGGUUUAGGUGGUUGUACGCCGAGACGCCAAAUCCGAACAACAUCACCGGCGCAAUGGUCGGCGGUCCAGACCGAUUUGAUAAAUUCGAAGACGUACGGAGCAAUUUCAACUACACAGAGCCCUCGUUGGCGGCGAACGCCGGGCUGGUUGCUGCCCUAGUCUCACUCACAUCCAGCAGCGGCUUUGGUGUCGAGAAGAACGCCAUUUUCUCUUAUAUUACGCCGCUGUAUCGCAACAGCCCCACGCCGUCACCGCCGUGGAAACCUUAG
Messenger RNA from Erythranthe guttata (spotted monkey flower), 615 nucleotides. NCBI's taxonomy places the organism in Eukaryota, Viridiplantae, Streptophyta, Magnoliopsida, Lamiales, Phrymaceae. The record is from RefSeq and is a predicted model, not a curated record.